AUGGAAUGUACUGGUGAUUGUGCUAGUGCUAGUGGUUGUGGUGAUGGCUUUGGCUUUGCAUUUAACCAAAAAUUGUUGAUCCAAGUUAAUUUCAAUAAUAACAAAGAGGAUAAAGUACAAUACAUAUACAUAUCCUGCCCCACACGCAUAUUCAAGGAUCAUUGUAUUUUUGAGAUUGGAUAUUCUCUGAAGUGCACCUGCUCCAUUAGUUACAAGUGGUCUUUAGCUAAUUUAAGUGUACCAUUUAAGUGGGAAAGUAGUCAUAAUCAGCUAUUGUCGCAUAUUUAUACACUCAAAAAUGUUUAUUUCAACAUUUUACAAUGUUUGCUUAGUAGCACUCAAAGCGAAAAGAAAGUGCUAGAGUUGGAAAGCGCUUUACCAUGGGGCUUUCAAAGCAUCACUCACAAAAUGCUGCAGCAACAACAACAACAGCGGCAUUCUCUCAACUCUUUGUACGACAAUCUUCUGCAAAGGGAGUACAUUGGUGCCAUAGCAUUUCCCAAUCAUCAGGUAGAGCGUAAGGCCCAAAGAUCUCCCUCGCUGAGAUUACGUUUUGGCCGCCGCAGCGACCCCGACAUGCUAACGCAAUUGCCCGAGAAGCGUUGGUUUGGCGAUGUCAAUCAAAAACCAAUUAGAUCACCUUCAUUACGUCUACGUUUCGGACGACGCAGUGAUCCCUCAAUGCCUAUGCACAGUCCCUUCGACAUGCUAAUGAAUGCUCGUCAAACUCCCGAAACCUCCGAAGAUUAUAAUGACAUUUUUGGGAACUAUUACGAACGUGUGGUUCGCAAACCCCAACGUUUACGAUUUGGUCGUAGCCUACCUUACCAAUCGGCUAUGCCUGCACCACAAUCAAGUGAAAAUAAUUUGGAGGCGGAUACUGAGGAAGGUGCUAAUGUUGAUGCUGGUGAUGCGGGUAUCUCUAAUUUGGAUGAUGAACUUUAUAAUUCUUUGAUGCAUUCACAAAAGUUACGCAAUCUCUUGUUGAGUUUGAGGCAAUUUGGCAAUCAGGAGGGCAAUAGCAAUAAUAACAACAACAACGAUGAGUCUUCAACAUCUGUGGAAAAUGAUAUGGAUGAAUUUGAGAGAGCCAUUCGUAAGCCAGCUCCUUUGCGAUUACGUUGGGGUCGCAGCACUGGUGGACGUAGUACACAAGCCUUGAGUGAAGACAAAAACAAAAUGGAAUUGGAACAAAAGAAAAAUAUCUCACCCAUAACCAAUACUGUUGAGAAAACCGAAAUUCACCAAAACAAAGACUAGAUGCGUUACACCUCAUGGAGAGCCACAAAGAUGACUGGAAGAAUGAAUGCUUGAAGGGAAAAAGAUUUGAUGAAAGAUACAUGGAAUGACUUAUAUAGAGCAAAAAAUACAAAGUUUAUUGUAUGUAUAAAACAAAACAAAAAAAAAAAACAAAACAAAAUACAAAAGGACAAACUCUUUUUUGGAAAAAUAUUAAUCAAACUUAUAGAAGGACAAAAGCAAACUAAACCAAAUAUUUAUGCAAAAUAACUAAAACUUUUAAAUAUUCAAAACAAAAAACCCAAAAAAAAAAACUUCUUAAAGCAUAUACACAAAUAUAUACAAAACAACAAUUAUACUAAAUGGGAAACACAAACAAAGUCCAUAAACUUUAACAUAAAAAAAACAACAAAAAUUUUUGAUAUUCUGGCAGAAAUUUAAAAAUAAUUUUUAUUUCUUUUGUUUAAAAAAAAUUUUUAAUUUUCUUAAAACAACUAUUGUAUAUAAAGCCCCCAGAAUUUCAUUUUGUUUUUUUUUCUUUCAUUUUAGUAUAUAAGCUAAAAAGCAGUAUUAAAAAGUCUGCUAGCAUGACAAAGAAGUAAACAAUUAAAAAAAAAACAAAAAAAAAUGUUGGCCCCUGUUAAGAAAGUGGAAAAAGAUUAUGAAACCGAAGCCCCUCCCCCUUCUACUCUUUACCCUUUACACCUCCAAAAAAAACAAAGCAUUUAAAAGAAAACUCUUCUCCCUCUGUACUUAGGAGAAGCUCCGCUGAAACUCCAUUUUUAAAUUCGUGCUGCAAAAAUCUAAAAUUUUUAAACUUAUUACAUAAAAAAAUGGAAAACAAAAUUUUUCUUAAAACAACAAACAAGCCUAAAAAAAACUCUAAAAAUAAUAAAAAAAAAUAUAAAAAAUAUUUAUAUAUAUUUUUUUUUAAUUUACACCAUCAUUAUAUAAUAUGAAAAAAUUAACCAACCAAUCUAUAAUAAAAAAAAAUCUAUAUGAACUAAACAACUAUUCAAAUAUUUGUAACGUAUUAUUCUAUUUAAACGUAACCAAUAAAAAUUGUCUGUUAUCUAAAUUUGAAAAAAUUCAACAAAAAACCCAAAUUUAUGUUGUUUUGAUUGAGAGUUUAAAGAAUCGGAAAAUAAACAAAAUUUUAAAAUUAUAUUCCCCUUUACCUACCUUCUCCCAAUCCCAAGAAGUUAAAGCAACCUCAUCUUCUCCCUUUAACCUACAAACUUUAAUUAUUAUAAUGAGAUAUGUAAAUGUAAAUAGCAGAGAUCCUUAUUCAAAAUCAACAAUCAACACCCAUACAUUCAUAUACCAAAGAAUGAUAAACAUGCAAACACACACAAACACCCAUACACCCAUACACCAGCAGAGAAACUCGUAUAUGUAUAAAACUACCCAAAGAACUCAAACUCAAAAAUAUAUUGAAUAAAAAAUAAAUAAAUAAAUUAUUAUUAUAUAGAAAUUGAGAUUGAAUUUAAAACUUUAAUUUUGAAAAACUUAAAUAAAAAAACAAACUUAACAAAACAGUA
Molecule: messenger RNA, 2780 nt
Organism: Stomoxys calcitrans (stable fly)
Lineage: Eukaryota; Metazoa; Arthropoda; Insecta; Diptera; Muscidae
Gene: sNPF
Product: short neuropeptide F
Exons: 6
Coding region: 1-1260 (419 amino acids)
Source: RefSeq, a predicted model, not a curated record